AUGCCCUCAAGCCCUCACGCCCUCACGCCCUCAUGCCCUCACGCCCUCACGCCCUCAUGCCCUCACGCCCUCAUGCCCUCAUGCCUUCAUGCCCUCAUGCCCUCAUGCCCUCAUGCCCUCAUGCCCUCACGCCCUCAUGCCCUCAUGCCCUCAUGCCCUCAUGCCCUCAUGCCCUCAUGCCCUCAUGCCCUCAUGCCGUCAUGCCCUCAUGCCCUCACGCCCUUACGCCCUCAUGCUCUCAUGCCCUCAUGCCCUCAUGCCCUCAUGCCCUCAUGCCCUCACGCCCUCACGCCCUCAUGCCCUCAUGCCCUCAUGCCCUCAUGCCCUCAUGCCCUCAUGCACUCAUGCCCUCACGCCCUCAUGCCCUCACGCCCUCAUGCCCUCACGCCCUCAUGCCCUCAUGCCCUCAUGCCCUCAUGCCCUCAUGCCCUCAUGCCGUCAUGCCCUAAUGCCCUCACGCCCUCAUGCCGUCAUGCUCUCAUUUCCUCAUGCACUCAUGCCCUCAUGCCCUCAUGCCCUCAUGCCCUCACGCCCUCAUGCCCUCAUGCCCUCAUGCACUCAUGCCCUCAUGCCCUCACGCCCUCAUGCCCUCAUGCCCUCACGCCCUCAUGCCCUCAUGCCCUCAUGCCCUCACGCCCUCAUGCCUUCAUGCCCUCAUGCCCUCAUGCCCUCAUGCACUCAUGCCCUCAUGCCCUCACGCCCUCAUGCCCUCAUGCCCUCAUGCCCUCACGCCCUUAUGCCCUCAUGCCCUCAUGCCCUCAUGCCCUCAUGCCCUCAUGCACUCAUGCCCUCACGCCAUCAUGCCCUCAUGCCCUCAUGCCCUCAUGCCCUCAUGCCCUCAUGCUCUCAUGCCCUCAUGCCCUCACGCCCUCACGCCCUCAUGCCCUCAUGCCCUCAUGCACUCAUGCCCUCAUGCCCUCAUGCCCUCAUGCACUCAUGCCCUCAUGCCCUCACGCCCUCAUGCCCUCAUGCCCUCACGCCCUCACGCCCUCAUGCCCUCAUGCCCUCAUGCCCUCACGCCCUCAUGCCCUCAUGCCCUCAUGCACUCAUGCCCUCAUGCCCUCAUGCACUCAUGCCCUCAUGCCCUCACGCCCUCAUGCCCUCACGCCCUCAUGCCCUCACGCCCUCAUGCCCUCAUGCCCUCAUGCCGUCAUGCCCUCAUGCCCUCAGACCCUCAUGCCCUUUUGCCCUCAUGCCCUCAUGCCCUCAUGCCCUCAUGCUCUCAUGCCCUCAUGCCCUCAUGCCCUCAUGCCCUCAUGCCCUCAUGCCCUCAUGCACUCAUGCCCUCAUGCCCUCAGGCCCUCGUGCCCUUAUGCCGUCAUGACUUCAUGCCCUCACGCCCUCAUGCCCUCAUGCCCUCAUGCCCUCAUGCACUCAUGCCCUCAUGCCCUCAUGCCGUCAUGCCCUCAUGCCCUCACACCCUCAUGCCCUCAUGCCCUCAUGCCCUCACGCCCUCAUGCCCUCAUGCCCUCAUGCCCUCAUACCCUCAGGCCCUCACGUCCUUAUGCCCUCAUGCCCUCAUGCCCUCAUGCCCUUAUGCCCUCAUGCCCUCAUGCCCUCAUGCCCUCAUGCCCUCAUGCACUCAUGCCCUCAUGCCCUCACGCCCUCAUGCCCUCAUGCCCUCAUGCCCUCACGCCCUCAUGCCCUCAUGCCCUCAUGCCCUCACGCCCUCAUGCCCUCAUGCCCUCAUGCACUCAUGCCCUCAUGCCCUCAUGCACUCAUGCCCUCAUGCCCUCACGCCCUCAUGCCCUCACGCCCUCAUGCCCUCACGCCCUCAUGCCCUCAUGCCCUCAUGCCCUCAUGCCCUCAUGCCCUCAUGCCCUCACGCCCUCACGCCCUCAUGCCCUCAUGCCCUCAUGCACUCAUGCCCUUUUGCCCUCAUGCCCCCAUGCCGUCAUGACCUCAUGCCCUCACGCCCUCAUGCCCUCAUGCCCUCAUGCCCUCAUGCACUCAUGCCCUCAUGCCCUCAUGCCGUCAUGCCCUCAUGCCCUCACACCCUCAUGCCCUCAUGCCCUAAUGCCCUCAUGCACUCAGGCCCUCAUGCCCUCAUGCCCUCAUGCCCUCAUGCCCUCAUGCACUCAUGCCCUCAUGCCCUCAUGCACACAUGCACUGCUGCACUCAUGCCCUCAUGCCCUCAUGCCCUCAUGCCCUCAUGCCCUCAUGCCCUCAUGCCCUCACGCCCUCAUGAUCUCAAGCCCUCAUGCCCUCAUGCCCUCAUGCCCUCAUGCCCUCAUGCCCUCAUGCUCUCAUGCCCUCACGCCAUCAUGCCCUCAUGCCCUCAUGCCCUCAUGCCGUCAUGCCCUCAUGCACUCAUGCCCUCAUGCCCUCACGCCCUCAUGCCCUCAUGCCCUCAUGCCCUCAUGCCCUCAUGCUCUCAUGCCCUCAUGCCCUCAUGCCCUCAUGCCCUAG
This is a messenger RNA of Closterium sp. Yama58-4, 2409 nucleotides long. The record is from the annotation of a GenBank genome assembly. NCBI's taxonomy places the organism in Eukaryota, Viridiplantae, Streptophyta, Zygnematophyceae, Desmidiales, Closteriaceae.